Asparagus officinalis (garden asparagus) is the source of this 1596-nucleotide messenger RNA. Its product is annotated as berberine bridge enzyme-like 22. Gene Ontology annotation, molecular function: FAD binding; oxidoreductase activity. The transcript has a single exon. NCBI's taxonomy places the organism in Eukaryota, Viridiplantae, Streptophyta, Magnoliopsida, Asparagales, Asparagaceae. The coding region runs from base 127 to 1596 and encodes 489 amino acids. The record is from RefSeq and is a predicted model, not a curated record.
GUGUACCUCGUUCUCCUCUUCCUCAUCGCCAUCGCCAUUUUUCUCUUUUCGUCCUCUUCAAAUUCCACCACUUCUCACCAAUCCUUUCUUCGCUGCCUCCUCGAUGACCACCAUAUUCCGCCUAGUAUGAUCACCACCCGAGACUCAAACAGUUUUAGCUCCCUCCUGAAUUUUUCCAUCCAAAAUCCAAGAAUCUAUGGAAAUACUUACCCAACCUUGAUCGUAUCACCAACUAGCGAAUCGCAUGUUCAGCAUGCUAUUACAUGCGCGAAGAAGCAUAGAAUCCACAUGAGAGUUCGUAGUGGUGGCCACGAUUACGAGGGCCUAUCCUAUACAUCUACUUUAGGCCCUUUCAUCCUCCUCGAUCUCUUCAAUCUUCGAUCAAUCAGCAUCGAUGUGACUAGCAACACGGCUUGGGUCCAGUCAGGUGCGACCCUAGGUGAAUUGUACCAUGCAAUAUCCGAAAAGGCAGGGCCUAACGUCGCGUUCCCCGCGGGGGUGUGCCCAACGGUGGGAAUCGGCGGUCAUCUGAGUGGUGGGGGCCUCGGAACCCUAGUCAGGGCGUUCGGGCUGGCAGCCGAUCAGGUUGUUGAUGCUCGACUUGUCAACGCUAAUGGUGAGAUUCAGAACAGGAAGUCGAUGGGCGAGGGUCUGUUCUGGGCUAUUAGAGGAGGCGGUUGUUGUUUCGGUAUCAUUUUAUCGUUUAAGGUCACGUUGGUGCAGGUUCCUCCGAACGUUACGGUCUUUAGCGCGAGCAGAACACUGAAUCAGGGCGCGACUAAGCUAGUUACAAAGUGGCAAAAUGUCGCUCACGAGCUUGAUCGCAGGCUCUUCAUCAGGGUCGUGCUCGUGCCCGACGAAGACGAGGAGGGAAGCAAAACAGUGAAGGCCACCUUCAAUUCCUUGUUCCUCGGUUCGAAAGCCGAGUUACUUCCCUUGAUGGGAGUCAGUUUCCCGGAACUCGGGUUGCGGGAGGAGGACUGCACCGAGAUGAGUUGGAUCAAGAGCGUACUGUACUUCUCAGGCUACUUGUCAGGGGGAAAGAAUGAGAGCGCCCUCACGGAGAGGGGGGUUGUCGACCCUUUCUUCGCGCCGUUCAAGGCGAAGUCGGAUUUCGUCAAGGAGCCGGUUUCCGAGCAAGGGUGGGACAACAUAUGGAAGUGGUUUUCCGAGGAGAAUGAGUUCUUGAUCGUGAUACUCGACCCUUUCGGAGGUCGGAUGGAUGAGAUUUCGGAAUCCGAAACUCCUUUUCCGCAUAGAAACGGGAGUUUGUACAACUUGCAGUACAUGGUGAAGUGGGAUGUCGCCGAAGGAAGUGAGCUCACGGGUAAGCAUUUGAACUGGACGAAGAGAUUCUAUGAGUUCAUGGCUCCCUACGUUUCGAAAAAUCCUAGAGCUGCUUAUUAUAACUAUAGAGAUUUGGAUUUGGGGAGGAAUGAAGAGGGGGCGAAUAGUUAUUUGACGGCAAAUGUUUGGGGGAGGAGAUAUUUUAAGGAUAAUUUUAGGAGGUUGGCUGAGGUGAAGUCCGAAGUUGAUCCUGAUAACUUUUUUAGGAAUGAGCAAAGUGUACCUCCCCUCUUUCACUCUGGUAAAUGA